AUGGCAUCCAAAGAAAUCACCUCAGCAGACCACAUCGAGAACAACGAACCCAAACCCUCCCUACCACCAGAACUCCAAGACCUCAAAAUCAUCGCGGUAGAAGAACACACCCUCGGCCCACCACACAUAACCGCCAAGUUCCCCAAAUCAGACGCCACCAUCCAGUACGCGGCAUGGCAUGCGAAUACGACGUUGGAUUACCCCGGCUUUAAGGAGUACAGCGGUCCUCGCUUGAUGGGGAAGAUCCCGCGGACUAAGGAUAUGGAUCAGCACUUUAUUGCUGUGCAGAUUUUGUCCAGGGCGGCGGCGAUGAAUACGGGGAGUUUGGACGGGGAGACUGCGGCGGAGUUGUGUGGGGAGUUGAACGAUGCGAUGAAGAAGGAGAGGGAUGUGGAUCCGAAGCGGUUCAAGGCGCUGUGCGAGGUGCCGUUCCAGGCUCCGAAGCUGGCGGCGGAGGAGUUGAGGAGAUGUGUGAAGGAGAUGGGGUUUGUAGGGGCGAUGUUGCACGGGUCUGUGGGUGGAAGGUUUCUCGACGAUCCUUUCUUCGACGAGGCACUUUCAGCUUUCGAGGAGCUGGACGUUCCCUUGUACUUGCAUCCUGGCAUCCCACCGAAGGCCGUGAUCGAUGCAUAUUAUACUAUGCCUGGCAAGGAUUCCAUUACGGCCAUGCUGGCGUCGGCUGGAUGGGGCUGGCAUACCGAAGUGGGAAUUCACAUUCUACGCCUGGCGACGUCCGGGGCGCUGGAUCGUCAUCCGAAGCUGAAGAUCGUGACGGGUCAUCAGGGGGAGAUGUUGCCGAUAAUGAUGGAAAGAAUAGGCGACAUGUUUCUCCCACAAGCCUUCGGACUGAAGAGAAGCGUGCCGGAGAUUUUGAGGAGCCAGGUGUGGAUAGCCAUCUCAGGCAUGUUUUCGGUGCAGGUCACGGAGCUCUCAGUAAAGGCAUUUGGGGCCGAUCGAGUUCUUUUCGGGGUGGAUUAUCCUAUGGUGUCUUCGGCAGCCGUUCCUGAGUUCGUGAGAGCCUUGAGUGAGGUUCUGUCGCCGGAAAUCAUUAGGAAGAUCUGUCAGACAAAUUCUGAAAAUCUGUUCAAAGUGAAGGCUUGA
Messenger RNA from Zasmidium cellare ATCC 36951, 1101 nucleotides. RefSeq lists its product as uncharacterized. The transcript has a single exon. Gene Ontology annotation, biological process: secondary metabolic process. Gene Ontology annotation, cellular component: cytosol; cytoplasm. The coding region runs from base 1 to 1101 and encodes 366 amino acids. The record is from RefSeq and is a predicted model, not a curated record. Gene Ontology annotation, molecular function: hydrolase activity; carboxy-lyase activity. NCBI's taxonomy places the organism in Eukaryota, Fungi, Ascomycota, Dothideomycetes, Mycosphaerellales, Mycosphaerellaceae.